AGUUGCCACGGGAAACCAGUAAUAAAACUUCCGGAAAAUUCAUCUAUCAUCAAUUUCACUUGUUGUCAUGAAACGCUUUGCACGUAAAUAACUUCAAAUGGUGAGCGGUAAAGAGUUUCGCAACACUUUAAAAAAACCUCUGCCAAAUGCUAAGGAAACUGAUAAAUCUUGUAGGGUAGUUCCAGCGUUUACAAUUCAAGCGUUCCAAAAAGGGACUUGUGUAAAUCCUCCUCCGAAAUGCAACGCUUUUAAAGAAGUUGAACCCAAGGGGGGCAAGAAGUUCCGAAUGAACUACAAGAGAGGAAACUUACCGAUUGCUCUAGAAGCAAAAGGGGGGAAAGUUUCAUGGAAGGCAGAUGUUAAUAAAUUAGACUUCCACUACUACUUGCCGAUGUUUUUCGAAGGACUUUGCGAAACUGAAAAUCCAUACAAAUUAUUUGCACAACAGGGAAUUCAUGAUAUGCUUACUCACGGAGGGCAGAAGAUUUUCCCUUGCAUUCCUCAGUUGAUUAUCCCCAUAAAAGACGCUCUCAAAACGAAAAACAAAGAAGUCAUGUGCUCCACCCUCAAGGUGCUUCAGCAUUUAGUGAGAGCCGGAGACAUGAUUGGCGAGGCUCUUGUUCCAUAUUACCGACAAAUUUUACCCACAUUGAAUUUGUUUAAAGAAAAAAACGUUAAUUGCGGUGACGAAAUAGAUUACAGCCAGAUGAGAGGGGAUAAUUUAGCAGACAUCAUAAACGAUACCUUAGAAAUAUUGGAGCGAUAUGGAGGAGAAGACGCUUUUAUCAACAUCAAAUACCUAAUCCCUACCUAUGAAUCAUGUAUGCUGAACUAAAAAGAAAAUAGAUUAUUACUGAUUA
Messenger RNA from Dendroctonus ponderosae (mountain pine beetle), 860 nucleotides. RefSeq names its product parkin coregulated gene protein homolog. Gene Ontology annotation, molecular function: Hsp90 protein binding; Hsp70 protein binding. The coding region runs from base 98 to 835 and encodes 245 amino acids. Lineage: Eukaryota; Metazoa; Arthropoda; Insecta; Coleoptera; Curculionidae. The transcript is spliced from 5 exons. The record is from RefSeq and is a predicted model, not a curated record.